AUGUCUGAAGAAACUAAUCAGGUCGCUGACCAGUUACAAAAGACUUACUUAGACGAUGUCACAGGCGAGCAAGUUUCCAAAACUGAGUUGAAAAAGAGACAGAAGCAGAGACAAGUUAAUGCUAAGAAAGCUGAGAAGGCUGCUAAAGCAGCAGCUUCUGCACCAAAAGUGUCCAAGAAGCAAGAUCAGAUGGCAGACUUGACUCCAAAUCAAUAUUUUGAAAUUAGAUCUCGUCAAAUUGAUGAAUUGAGAACUAUUUCAAAUGGUGAUCUGAAAGCUUUUAAUCCGUACCCCCAUAAGUUUAACGUAACCACGAAAUUGCCAGAAUUUAUUGAGAAGUAUCAACACUUGAAGAAAGGUGAAACUUUACCGAAUGAUAAAGUAAACGUUUCUGGAAGAAUUAUGGUGAAGAGAGAAGCAGGCUCUAAAUUGAAGUUUUAUGUCUUGAAGGGAGAUGGGGUUCAAGUACAAAUUAUGGCCCAAGCACAAGACGCACUGACUGCUGAAGAGUAUGAGAAGAUGCAUGAAUACUUGAGAAGGGGUGAUAUUAUUGGCGUUACUGGUUAUCCAGGAAGAACUAAUCCAGCAAAAGGGGGUGAAGGUGAGCUUUCUGUCUUUGCUACCACUGUACAGUUAUUGACCCCUUGCUUGCAUAUGUUGCCAACUGAACAUUUCGGAUUCAAAGACCAAGAAGCUAGGUAUAGAAAGCGUUAUUUGGAUUUGAUAAUGAAUGAUUCGACAAGAGAUCGUUUCAAGGUUAGAUCAAAGAUUAUCUCAUACAUUAGAAGAUUCUUUGAUUCCAGGGACUUUACCGAAGUUGAGACUCCAAUGAUGAAUGUUAUUGCAGGUGGUGCAACUGCAAAACCAUUUAUUACUCAUCACAAUGACCUUGACUUAGAUAUGUUCAUGAGAAUUGCUCCAGAAUUAUUUUUGAAAGAGUUAGUUGUCGGAGGAAUGGAUAGAGUAUAUGAAAUUGGUCGUCAAUUUAGAAAUGAAGGUAUUGAUAUGACGCAUAAUCCAGAAUUCACAACUUGUGAGUUUUAUAUGGCUUAUGCAGAUGUCUAUGACUUGAUGGAUUUGACAGAAUUGUUGUUUUCUGAAAUGGUUAAAGAAAUUACUGGUGAUUACAAGGUUUCUUACCAUCCAGAUGGUCCAGAAGGUGAAGCUUUAACCCUUGAUUUCUCAAGGCCGUGGAAAAGAAUUAAUAUGAUUGAAGAGUUGGAAAAGGUCUUCAAUGUUAAGUUCCCUCCUGGAGCAGAACUACACACUGCAAAAACUGGUGAAUUUUUGAAGAAAGUUUUAAAGGAUAAUAAUUUAGAAUGCUCCCCUCCAUUGACGAAUGCAAGAAUGUUAGACAAAUUAGUUGGUGAAUUGGAAGACACCUCUAUAAAUCCAACGUUCAUUUUCGGUCAUCCUCAGAUGAUGUCUCCAUUAGCUAAGAAGGACAGAAACCAUCCGGGACUUUGUGAAAGAUUUGAGGUAUUUGUCGCUACCAAAGAAAUUUGCAAUGCUUAUACCGAGUUGAAUGAUCCAUUUGAUCAAAGAGACAGAUUUGAAGAGCAAGCCAGGCAAAAGGCCCAGGGAGACGAUGAAGCUCAAAUGAUUGAUGAAACAUUCUGUAAUGCUUUAGAGUAUGGAUUACCUCCUACUGCUGGUUGGGGAUGUGGUAUCGAUAGACUUGCGAUGUUUUUAACUGACACUAAUACUAUCAGAGAGGUCUUGUUAUUCCCAACCUUAAAACCAGAUGCAGACACUUUAAUUAAAGUGGAACCAGAGAACUGA
This is a messenger RNA of Priceomyces carsonii, 1782 nucleotides long. RefSeq names its product lysine--tRNA ligase (gene KRS1). Gene Ontology annotation, cellular component: cytoplasm; cytosol. Gene Ontology annotation, biological process: lysyl-tRNA aminoacylation. NCBI's taxonomy places the organism in Eukaryota, Fungi, Ascomycota, Pichiomycetes, Serinales, Debaryomycetaceae. The transcript has a single exon. Bases 1 to 1782 code for a protein of 593 amino acids. Gene Ontology annotation, molecular function: ATP binding; tRNA binding; lysine-tRNA ligase activity. The record is from RefSeq and is a predicted model, not a curated record.